CAGACAAGUAACGUUUGGACGCAAGGCGACCUGCGCAACCUGAACUGGCUACGCAACCUGAACUGGCUACGCCCUACACAAGGCAUCCAUCCACUACUCUCAACAUGCCCUCCAAACCCUCUGCAAAGAGAGCUGCGGCGAAAUCUCGUGGCCAUUCUGCCAGCGGUGCUUCAGCAGGAUCGUCCGAGAUCUUAAAGAUCAUGUGCUCAAAAGACGCCUUGUCCAAGGCGUUGAUGGCAUCUCAAAGCCUCCAGUUGAAAGACCCCAAGAUCGUGCAGUUCAUUAACAAACCGUCUCAGCUUCCUUCGUGCCAGGCACGGCUUCUCGCGGCGGUCGUCGUCGGACUCGACACGGUACUCACUCUCCGUUGCCGCUCACUUACUUGACCUGACGACUCUACCCGUAGGAAACCAAGCCAGAAUUCAGAAAGACAUCGACGCCCAACGCCACGUCCUUGCUCCAGGUGGCCGUCCGCGACGUCCACGGCAGGGAGGACGUGUUUCUCUUCGACCUGCUCGCGCUGUCCCCUUCCCAUUACGAUCACAUGCUGGCCGACCUGUUUCAGAAUCCAGCAAUCCUCAAGCUCGGCCAAGGUCUCCUCAACGAUCUGAAGGAGCUCACUGGAGCAUACCCGUCGGCAUCUUGCUUUACCAAAAUGCAAGGAGUGGUAGAAGUGAACGCGCUUUUCCGGGAGCUGGAAGGCCCCACGCAGCCCAUGAUGAGUCUGCAGAAGCUUGUGUACUACUCGCUCAAGCGCAAACUGGUCAAAACGCACCAAAAAUCCAACUGGAAUCGUCGGCCGCUGGCCCCAGGCCAAGUCACAUAUGCGGCGUUGGAUGCGCUUGUCCUGAUGUGGAUCUUCGAUGAUAUGUGCGCGCGCAUCUGCCAGCUCCGUCCGGCCUUCACGGCGGCGGGCAUCGCCACGGACCUGGACGUGCUUGUUCCCGAACGCUACGUCUGCCCUACUUGUAGAUCCGUCUUCAAGUCGGACCACGCGUUCUACAACCACAGUAGCAAAUGCCGCGAUCUGGGCCAAAAAGAAGACCGACCAUGCAAAUGCCACACGUGUCCGCGAAGGUUUGUGUCGGAAAGUGCCUUGGCGCAACAUGCCGCGCAUUGCGCGACCAAAGCGAAUGUGUCGGCGGUCGUGGUCGAAGAUGUGGCUCCGUGUUACUGUGGACGGACCUCCGGGGGAGCGCAAGUGCAUCGUAUGUGCGAAGCGUACAGGAUGUUCGCGUUGGCAGACCACGACAACGUCCAUGUGUGGUCAUGCGUGGACUGCGAGAAAGCGUUCGAUGCCCCGGAGUUGCUCCUCUACCAUCAUGGCCUGUGUCGCCGCGAGAUGGAAAGCAACCAUGCCAAACACGUGCGCUUUGACAAAUCAGACAGCGACGAUGGGCCCUCGAUCAAGCGGCCAAAGUAUCGUCGAACGGCCAGCGAUGACUUCACAGAUUCAGCCGAAGAAGAAGAACUGUGGAGUCAAGUCGGAAAGUGUGGCUAUGAUAUCGAUAACGAAGGGACAUAAUUCAAUAGACACG
Aphanomyces astaci is the source of this 1538-nucleotide messenger RNA. RefSeq lists its product as hypothetical. NCBI's taxonomy places the organism in Eukaryota, Oomycota, Saprolegniomycetes, Saprolegniales, Verrucalvaceae. The transcript has 2 exons. Gene Ontology annotation, biological process: nucleobase-containing compound metabolic process. The record is from RefSeq and is a predicted model, not a curated record. Bases 545 to 1525 code for a protein of 326 amino acids. Gene Ontology annotation, molecular function: 3'-5' exonuclease activity; nucleic acid binding.